AUGUCAGCUAUCGCCGCUCACGCCGCCCGAUCCCCCCUUUCCGCCCUUGCCCGGCAAGCCUUCAAGGGCUUCCGUCAAUCAGCCAGGAUCGUCGAGGGCCCUACUGAAGCCCUCCCCUCAGCCGGCCCGUCUCAGCGCGGUGACUGGGGCCGCAUCGCACGAGCUCGUGUCGGUGUUGCUGCAGUAAUCCCAGCAUUUACGACACCGGAAGGCGUUUUUGGUUAG
Messenger RNA from Daldinia loculata, 225 nucleotides. RefSeq lists its product as uncharacterized. Bases 1 to 225 code for a protein of 74 amino acids. Lineage: Eukaryota; Fungi; Ascomycota; Sordariomycetes; Xylariales; Hypoxylaceae. The transcript is spliced from 2 exons. The record is from RefSeq and is a predicted model, not a curated record.